Messenger RNA from Setaria italica (foxtail millet), 2518 nucleotides. RefSeq names its product proline-rich receptor-like protein kinase PERK1. Lineage: Eukaryota; Viridiplantae; Streptophyta; Magnoliopsida; Poales; Poaceae. The record is from RefSeq and is a predicted model, not a curated record. Bases 249 to 2267 code for a protein of 672 amino acids. Gene Ontology annotation, biological process: protein phosphorylation. Gene Ontology annotation, molecular function: ATP binding; protein kinase activity. The transcript is spliced from 8 exons.
UAACGCUCGACCGCCCCGCUGCCUACUCGGCUGUGUGUGCUGCCGCUCCUCUCUAUCUCCCGCUGCCGCUAGCUUGAUUGAUUAGCUAGCCUCCUCCACUUAGCUCCAAUUCCACCUUUCCCACCGCGGAUCGAGCGCGAAGCAUCUUGGCAUCUCGCCGUCUACUCUUCCACCAGUCCACUCUUACGCGCUAAGCAACCGACCGGCCCUAGCUCCGAAGCCGGAGCAGCGGGGGGGUUCGGGGCGCGAUGUCGUCGCCGACGGCCGCGCCGGCGCCGACCACGCCGUCGGCCCCGCCGGCCAACAACGGCACCACCCCGCCGCCGGCGACCCCGUCCGCGCCACCGCCGUCCACCCCGGCAGCGCCCACCCCGCCGGCCCCCGCCGCGCCGUCCCCGCCUGCCCCCUCCGCGCCGCCGCCCUCCUCCCCCUCCGUCCCGGCCCCCUCCACCCCCGCCGCGUCCCCGCCCGCGCCGUCCUCCUCCACCCCGGCCACGCCAUCCGCGCCGUCCCCCUCCUCGCCAGGGACUCCCUCCACGCCGUCCCCGCCCUCGGACACGCCGUCGCCGCCCUCGUCCGGGGGAGGAGGGAAUAGGUCCCCGUCCCCGCCGUCGUCCGGGGGAAGCGGGGGCAGGUCCCCGUCCGGCCACUCCCCGCCCAAGUCCCACAACUCGGGCGGCGGCGGCGGCGGCGGCGGCUCCGGGCCGUCCACGUCGCUCGUGGUGGGCGUCGCCGUCGGGGGGUUCGUCCUGCUCCUGCUCGCCAGCUUCAUCUGCCUCUGCUGCCUACGCAAGAAGCGCCGCCGUGCCCCGCAGCCACCGCCGCACUACGUGUACCCGCCGCCGCAUCAGCCGCCGUACAAGGAGGAUCCAUAUGGUGGAACAUACCACCAGAGUUGGCAGCAGCAAAAUGCGCCUCCUCCACCUCCUGAGCAUGUGGUCAAGAUGCACCCUUCACCUCCGCCAGCAUAUGCCAACCGUCCUCCACAGGCACCGCCACCGCCUCCACCAGCGAUGUUAAACAGUAGUGGUGGGUCGGGUUCUAAUUACUCUGGUGGCGAGAUCCUACCUCCACCAUCCCCUGGCACUGCCCUUGGCUUCUCAAAGAGCACAUUCACGUACGAAGAGUUGGUAAGGGCAACUGAUGGAUUCUCUGAUGCCAAUCUCCUCGGACAAGGUGGUUUUGGCUACGUUCACAGAGGACUGCUGCCUAAUGGCAAGGAGAUCGCUGUAAAGCAAUUGAAACUUGGAAGUGGCCAGGGAGAGCGUGAGUUCCAGGCUGAGGUUGAGAUUAUCAGCCGAGUACAUCACAAACAUCUCGUGUCUUUGGUUGGUUAUUGCAUUUCUGGAGGCAAGAGGUUGCUUGUCUAUGAGUUUGUCCCCAACAACACAUUGGAAUUCCACUUACAUGGGAAAGAUCGACCCACAAUGGAGUGGCCCACUAGAUUAAAAAUCGCUCUGGGUGCUGCCAAGGGUUUAGCGUAUCUUCAUGAAGACUGCCAUCCGAAGAUCAUCCACCGUGAUAUAAAGUCAUCAAACAUACUUCUUGACUUCAAAUUUGAAGCUAAGGUUGCAGAUUUUGGACUUGCGAAGUUUACCAGUGAUAACAACACCCAUGUUUCAACGAGGGUAAUGGGCACUUUCGGGUAUUUGGCACCUGAGUAUGCGUCCUCUGGAAAGCUCACAGAAAAAUCAGAUGUAUUUUCUUUUGGAGUCAUGCUUCUUGAGCUAAUAACUGGGCGGCGACCAGUCGACACAACCCAAACAUAUAUGGAUGACAGCUUGGUUGACUGGGCAAGGCCGUUACUGAUGCGAGCACUUGAGGAUGGUGAUUAUGAUGAAUUGGUGGAUCCUCGGCUUGGAAAGGACUUCAGUCCUAAUGAGAUUGCAAGAAUGAUAGCCUGUGCUGCUGCAUGUGUACGCCAUUCUGCACGUCGUCGCCCGCGCAUGAGUCAGGUUGUUCGGGCUUUGGAAGGCGACGUGUCGUUGGAGGAUCUCAAUGAAGGUGUCCGACCUGGUCAUAGCCGCUUCUUCGGGUCGUACAGCAGCUCCGACUAUGAUUCUGGCCAGUACAACGAGGACAUGAAGAAGUUCAGGAAGAUGGCGUUCAACAACAACAACUACACCAGCAGCCAAUACAGCGCGCCGACCAGCGAGUACGGCCAGAUACCGUCCGCGUCGAGCAGCGAGGGCCAGCAGACGCAGGAGAUGGAGUCGGGCGCGAUGAAGAAGAGCGGCUACAGCUCGGGAUACAGCGGAGCAUCGUGAGGGAAUUCCCUUCCUCUUUCUUUCUUUUUGUUUUCUUAUGACGUCUUCAUUGCUUGCAAUUUGUAAAGUCUGGCUGAGUUAUAUAACCAAAGUUGCUGACUUGCGUGUGGUGUACCCGAGUUUGACCCGAGUAUAGCUUCUGGUUAGCUGGAAUCGUUGAUUCUUUCAUAAGUGUCCAUGUUUUGCUGUGCAAUUGAAAGAGAGCCAAUUGACUGUUGAUAAUAAUACCCUGUGGCAUGGCUUCACUCCUC